This is a messenger RNA of Aspergillus sclerotioniger CBS 115572, 588 nucleotides long. RefSeq lists its product as uncharacterized. The record is from RefSeq and is a predicted model, not a curated record. The transcript has a single exon. Lineage: Eukaryota; Fungi; Ascomycota; Eurotiomycetes; Eurotiales; Aspergillaceae. Bases 1 to 588 code for a protein of 195 amino acids.
AUGCCCGACGGCCAAACCCUCUGGGAAACCCUCCAAUACAAGCUCAGCAAAUGCUCCUGGAUCCCAUGCACCCGCGAUCCCGACAAGCAGCGCGACACCCUCAUCUCAUUCCUCAAUGUAGUCGGACGACCCGAGGACCCGCACGAAUGGGACAUUACCGAAGCCCGUCGCAAGGUCCAUGAAGGACUCGGCGGAGAGAAGCUCAGAACCCAGGUAGAAAACACGAACGAGUGGAAGAAGGCCCAGUUUGCCCGGACCGACCAGCUGCUCUCUCAGCUAGUUCAUGACAACCUCCUACACAGUCGGAUUAAACCUAAGACUGCGUUCGCCCUUAUAGAGAAGAACGUGCAACGCGUGACGUACUUUACGAUGAUUCUGAUUCCCUGGAAUAUUCUGUUUGAUGAAUUGACUCGGCCCCCGUUUAAUGAGGAUUAUCUGCCUAUUACGUGUUAUGAACCGAUUUGUUGGCUGCUGGGCUCGCUGUAUCGUGAGUAUGCUAAGAGUGAGUAUUUUGCCUGGUCCCCGGUUAGGUUUGCAAUUGCGAGGGCGCUGGCCAGUCCGGAUGAUGAAUUUUAUGAGUUUGAUUGA